Pungitius pungitius (ninespine stickleback) is the source of this 4439-nucleotide messenger RNA. RefSeq names its product leucine rich repeat containing 75A (gene lrrc75a). Bases 690 to 2072 code for a protein of 460 amino acids. The transcript is spliced from 5 exons. Lineage: Eukaryota; Metazoa; Chordata; Actinopteri; Perciformes; Gasterosteidae. The record is from RefSeq and is a predicted model, not a curated record.
CACACACGCACGCACACACGUUCCCUUCUCCGCCAGCCUGAGGGACACCGAGACGCUUCCUGCUCCGCCGGCGGAUGGAGGCGCCUCCACCUUGGACGAGGACGAGGACGGAUGCGGGUUUUCGUGUUUCCGCGUGAGGACGGACAGGACAGCGCGUGCGGGGAGGGGGGCUGUGGAUACGUUUUCGGCUCGGUGGGGAGCGGUGAUCUUACAGUAAACAUGCCGCGCGGCACGCACCACCACCAGCACCACCUCCUCCACCUCCUCCUGUAGCGGAUGCGUGAGGGACUACCGCAGCUGCGUGGAGGUGGAGCGGCAUGCGGCGGAGUUGUGGCCGGGAUGGGAGGCUGCGGACGGGCCGCUGCAGCCAGUAGCGCUGCUGCCUCCUGACUUUGUGCGUCCUGUGCGCGUGUUUUGUGUUGUUUUUUUGCAGCCAUGCUGCACGCAGCUCCCUCGGAUCUGUUCCCGACCUGAGCUGCACCGUCUGCAGGAUUAACAAGUUCCCCCGGAACUGGAGCUUCAUCCUCUGCAUGUUUGUGUGAUGAUGAUGAUGAUGAUGAGCUUUCUUCACCAGCAGUUUGGGUCUGUUUUGCCUCAUCAUCAGCCACUGAUCACACGCGGCUGGAGGGCGUGAUUUCCUUGCACCGUCUUCUUCAAGCAGUUGGACGUCAACCAACCACCUCGACCCGAUGGGGGCCAAGCAGACCAAGGGCCAGGAGGCCGGGGGGGCCAGCCCGCAGCACGGCUGGAGACGGACGCCCACCAAGGAGCGGGGCGACAUCCUGGCCUCCCUCAUGCUGAAGUCGGGGGACCGGGGGGGCCGCGGCGGGUCGUCCACGGCGCCGCCGCCGUACCAGCGCCGCAUCGGCAUGAUCCAGGAGAUGAUGCUGAUGGCCAAGCAGGGCAAGCAGGACGAGGCCACGGAGAUGCUCAAGACUCUCCGACAGGACCUGGGCAUGGAGUCGACAUCUCUGGAUGACGUGUUGUACCGCUACGCCAGCUUCAGAAACCUGGUUGACCCCAUCACGCAUGACCUGAUUAUCAGCCUGGCGCGAUACGUCCACUGCCCCAAGACGGAGGGCGACUCUCUGGGGGCGAUGGAGAAGGUGUGUCGCCAGCUGACGUAUCAUCUGAGCCCCCACUCUCAGUGGAGGAGACAAGGUCUCCUGAAGAGGAAGCCUCAGGCCUGCCUGAAGGCGGUGCUGUCGUCGCCCCUCUCCAGCGGCGCCCUGGACCUGUCCGGCAUCCCGCUGGCGCCCCGGGACGCGGAGCGCCUGUGCGCUCACCUGAGGCGCCACGCCCCGGCCGUGGUCAGCCUGGAGCUGGGCUUCAGCGAGCUGACAGACGAGGCCUUCCUGCUGCUGCUGCCUACGCUGGCCGCCCUGCCGCACCUGGAGACGCUGGCGCUGAACGGGAACCGGCUGACCCGGGCCGUCCUGAAGGAGCUGACCGACGCCCUGAAGGACCCGAGGACCUUCCCCAGCGUGACGUGGAUCGACCUGGGCAACAACGUGGACAUUUUCUCCCUGCCGCAGCCCUUCCUGGUCAGCCUGAGGAAGCGCUGCCCCAAGCAGGGGAACCUGCCCACCAUCCUGGAGUUUGGAGAGAGUCAGGUCAGUGACCCCCCCGAGAGGCCGAGGGGCCUCGGGGGGGAGGAGGAGGAGACGGACGACGCCAACCGGACGGAGAGCAUGGGCGAGCUGCGGUCGGAGGUGGAGGAGGAGCUAGACGGGGAGCUGGAGAUCGAGGAGAUGAUGGAGGAGCUGCUGGACUUUGACAGGGAGGCGCAAGGGAAGGACGACGAGGACGAGAGCAUGUGGACGCUCGGCGAGCAAAGAAAGGAGUGGGGGAGGAGGGGUCGUAGGGGGGAGGAGGAGGAGGAGGAGGAGGAAGAGCGGACGGAGAAGGAGGCGAGGCGGCCGGGCGGGAGGGCGGUGAUUGCCGACAAUGACUCCUCCCAUCUGUCCUGCUCCAGCCAAUCGCAGCACUCCUCCGGGGCCGCGGAGCCAAUGAGAGCGGAGGAGGCCGACGACUCGGAGGAGGCGACGGACCGUUCGGGUCACCUGACCUGACCGCCGCUCCUCCCUGCGCCGGACAAGGCGUUGGGAUGCUGAUGCCGUGACACGAGAGGAGAGGGGACGCCCGACGGGACGUCCCGCGUGUCUCUAAAAAGACGAGGACGCUAACGCUAGAAUAGAGCGGCUUCAUCGCGCGAGGCUUUUUCAUGUAUAGAAUCUUUAUUCAGGUCCUGUUCCUCCUGGUAACCAUGGUGAUACCUACAUGUGCCUGUGACACGUCCCGUCUUGUUGAAAUGGGAGAAAACAGAGCUUUUUCUGGUGAUCUGGGUGUUUUUCCUCCCACGUGGGUCGGAUGGAGCAGAAGACGGGAAUCAAAGAGGCGAGCGCUUGGGUGGGAAACCCCGUGGUUCAUGAGAGUAACAAAGAAGAAGAGAAGAAAUCACACGUCAGCUGAAACCAAAAGAGAAAAAAAGGAUGACAGCAGUAAGAAAGUGGACGAGAUUGUUUUAAUCCCAAAAGAAAGUGCCGAUUAGUCGCCUUUUCCCUUAUAAUCAUGUUUCACUUGUGCUCACGUGUUUAUAUAUUAACUACCCUCAGUAUGUAGCCCCCCCCGGCCUGUGCUUUAGCUUCACCUGCGUCACUUAUAGUCGCUUAUAGUCCAACGCAAAGCUUUAACAAACAAAGGGUAUGUUUGGAUGGACAGUACGUGUAUCAUGCAUCAUGGUUUUUAUCCGCGCGGGUGAAAGACGUUUCGAUGAAAGAUGAUCUAUUUAAAGAUGAAAGACACACGAGAAGCAAGGUGUUAUUUUUGUAGUGUGGGAGUAGUUCAAACUAUAUGGGGGGUUUAUGUUUUUAAAUGUUGGGGGAAACGUGAAGCAGGCUCCUCAUGUGUGAUAUUAUAACUAUUCUAAUAAAGAGUUUAUUGGAACGGACACACGGAAUGUUGAAGGAGGUUCAAAAUGAAUGAAUUUAUUUGUACGUUUGCCCCAGACAGCUGCAAACAUGUAUUCCCCUUUGGAGCUGUGAGGCAUGUUAAACAUUAUAAAAUGAAGGCCUUUGAUAUCUUGCAGCUGAUUUCCAUCAAAGUGUCCCUUUAAGUUGCUCAUUUGGGGGGAAUCCAACCAACCGACGCUGCGCCAGGUUUCCCUCUCAGCUCCGUUCACCGGUGAUCUGAAUAGAAGCAUCUACGUUAAACGAGGAAUCUGACACCAAGAAGUGGAGUGAGGCGAGGUCAUCCGGGGUCACCUGCAGAGCAUUCGAACGCAGCGAAAGGCUCCUCAAACUCAAAGGGAAGGUCUGAAUGAGCGUCAACUCAAAUCUGUACUUAUUUGGACUUGAUCGGAGGCCGUUUGCAUUUAUCUGAGCCACUAUUGCUCGAUGAUCUCAGUAGUCCAACCAUGAAUGAAGUAUUAAGAUCACCUUUUAGAGCUUUACACUAAAGAAAAAGUAAUAGUUGUUUCAUAUUAUACUACAUUUCUGCCAAUAGAUUCCUCUAAAUGCUUCACGCUGGCCCUUUAAGACGUACUUCAGCAGUUUGUUAUGUGUGUUAUAACACGUCUUCACUCAUCACCCUGAACGCCACGUGGCUUUUCUGUGAUGGAAGGACGACGCAUCGAUUGCUGUCUUCUUUAAACUAAAUCUCGUAUCGCAUCUUCAUGGAAUUAUUUAUUUUCUUUAGACAACAACUGUAAGGAGGUGGUUUUAAAAUAUAUAUUUAAAAACAUAAAAAAAUUAAACUGCUCUUUGUUUAAUCCCUAAAAAUGUAAAUAGUGCUUCGAUGUAGACUAAGCUGAAGGUCGCCGACCCCUUUGAGCUGUAACCCGUCACAGGACUCCUGACCUGGACGUCACGGCCUCGUGUUCGCGCUCGCAGUGCACUCGUCUGCUUUGAUGUUAAGGUCACGCUGCAAAGGUCAAGCUGAGAGAUCACAGCUGGGAUUCCAUCAACACAGAUUCUGUCUCUUUUAAUUCGGAACCUUUGAUACGAAAGAUUCUGUGCAGUUUGAUCUUAAACUGGUUGGAGGCCGAUAACGUGGAGCGAUGCUGCCCUUUGAUCUUGUUGCUCUGCUAGGCCCCUCCCCUCUUUGGAUACCGUUGCUAAGCGCCUGUGUCAACAUGGCAGCUUCAACAAUAUCAGUGCUAUUCUAAAAAGGGUCGUUCUCGGAAUAGUACGGAAAGGGCAACAUUAUAUAGUUGAGAAAAACAUGGCCGACGCCAUCUUGGAUUUAUUCCCUCAGUAAACCUGUUAAACAGGAGUUCAUACUUUAAAGCUUUGGUUUCAAGUCCUCGUCCAUCUCUUAUAUAAAGUCGAUGUCAAUCACAGUAAGCCCCGCCCUAAAGCAUCCCCCGCUUUAUGGUCUGUUUGACUCUAAAUGGACCAUCUUCUAUGGGAGCAGAGGAGUCGCCCCCUGCUGGUCACUAC